Rhineura floridana is the source of this 1614-nucleotide messenger RNA. It is a transcript of the gene IFT57, whose product is annotated as intraflagellar transport 57. Gene Ontology annotation, cellular component: Golgi apparatus; intraciliary transport particle B; cilium. The record is from RefSeq and is a predicted model, not a curated record. NCBI's taxonomy places the organism in Eukaryota, Metazoa, Chordata, Lepidosauria, Squamata, Rhineuridae. The coding region runs from base 100 to 1425 and encodes 441 amino acids. The transcript is spliced from 12 exons. Gene Ontology annotation, biological process: non-motile cilium assembly; intraciliary transport.
UUUCCCCGGUUACGCCGGCGGCGGCGGCGGCUUUGGCUCUUGGGUGUGCGUAUGUUGUGUUGGCAACUUGGAGGCGGGAGGAGAGGCUGGGAUUGAGGGAUGGUCAUGGCGGCCGCCGAGGAAGGGGACGCGACGGGGGCAGUGGAGCGGGGCCCAGGCGCGGUUUAUCACAUGUUCGUCAUGAUGGAGGAUUUGCUGGAGAAGUUGAAGCUGCUCAACUACGAGGAGGAGGCGGCGCUGCGGAGCCACAACAUGAGGCCUCCCUCCAGGCACUACUUUGCAUUACCCAUUAACCCAGGUGAACAGUUCUACAUGUUUUGCACCCUUGCUGCCUGGCUAAUUAAUAAAGCAGGUCAUCCUUUCGAACAGCCACAAGAGUAUGAUGAUCCAAAUGCAACAAUAUCUAGCAUACUCUCAGAGCUGCGGUCAUUUGUUCAUGGUGCAGAUGUUUCUGGAGUCAGUGAUGGCCAUAACUAUGACUUGUCAAUUCAGACAUUGCACCAGGCCAUAGGUAGAUCUGUGGAUUUUCCUCCUUCAAAAUUAAAGGCAGGUUAUGGAGAGCAAGCGUGCUAUGUUCUUGAUUGUUUAGCUGAAGAAGCCUUAAAAUAUACAUCUUUUGCCUGGGAAAGGGCUAUAUAUCCAACAGAAGAGUUAGAAGAAGAAGCAAUAACAGAAGAUGAUGCUGAGCUGACCCUUAAUAAAGUGGAAGAAGUAAUUGCGGAAGAAGAGACAGAUAAUGAAGAAAACUACAUUGAUCUGAAUGUUUUAAAGGCACAAACUUACAAAUCAGAUAUUAUUGAAUCAAAGCAAGAAGAGAUUUUAGAAUCCACAGUAGAUGCAGCUGAGUGGAACCUUGAAGUGGAACGAGUACUUCCUCAAUUAAAAGUUACAAUAAGAACUGAUAAUAAAGAUUGGCGAAUACAUGUAGAUCAAAUGCACCAGCACCAAGAUGGAAUUGAAUCUGCUUUAAAAGAUACCAGGGGCUACCUGGACAAACUUCACAGUGAAAUAAGUAGAACUCUGGAAAAAGUGACCAGUCGAGAAAAGUAUAUCAACAAUCAACUGGAGCAUUUGGUUCAAGAAUAUCGUUCUGCACAGGCACUUCUGAGUGAGGCCAAAGAGAAAUACCAACAAGGAAGUGGAGGAGUAACAGAGAGGACUAGAAUUCUGUCUGAGAUUACUGAAGAAUUGGAGAAGGUAAAGCAGGAAAUGGAAGAAAAGGGAAGCAGUAUGACUGAUGGAGCUCCUUUGGUGAAGAUUAAACAAGCUUUAACCAAACUGAAGCAAGAAACUAUUCAGAUGGACAUACGAAUUGGUGUGGUGGAGCACACAUUACUUCAGUCAAAGCUGAAAGAAAAAUCAAAUAUGACUAGAGAUAUGCAUGCUACUAUAAUUCCAGAUUCUUCCAUUGUUGGUACCUAUUAAAUCUGCUUUUUUUAUUCUAGGCAAAUCAAAUCUUGUACAUAAUAAUUGUUUUUACAUUAUGUAUGUCAUGUUACAUAGAAUGUUAGAUCUGUUAAUUCUGUGUAUAAAUGUGGUAAUGUUGCAUUUUGUGUCCAAGAUUUAUUACACAGCCCAUUUUGUAAAAAAUAAAAUAAAAAAUCAUUUAUAAAA